CCACAGCUAUUUCAUAUUAUCUACGGGUCAACCUUUAGCCCAAACUUAAAUAAAGUCUGUUUAGCUUUGUGAGUCAAACCAAAUAAACCUAAAUCAGAUAAAACAAUCAUUUUGUGUCCUCUGGGUGUUGACAACCAUCGGGCUGCAGAUUAAAAGCACGUAGCCUCGAGACCGUAAACUUUGAGAACUUUCCACCAGGCCUUUUUUUAAAACGCCACAACGUGUAAUUUUUUAGGCGGACAAGUUUAUUCUCCAUCCAUCAAAGCUAUUUAAAGUAAAGGAAAGCAAAUCUUCGCUCCUCAACCUACAAUCCUCAGCCACAGUUGAACCAAUAGCAGGACGAAGGGGACCUCUGUAGCCAAUGACAAAGUAGUGUGAGUGCGCACGCCUUUGGACGACGACGACGAGGACGAGGACGACCAUGGACCGGAGUAGUGUCCUUUUCGGUGUUCCAAACUUUUAGCAUUUAGUUUCCCCGCGGACAAAACGGAGUGAGGUUGGGGGAGUUGCUCUGAGAGUAAUGGGGGAGAUAGAGGGCUCAUACCGGGUCCUGCAGACCCCUGGCACAAGGCUGGGAGCCCAGUUCAAUGCUGGUAUCAGCACUUUGGAGCCGGGCCAGAGCCUCAGUGGCAACAUGAUCAGCGGGAGCAAAAGCCAGGGGCGAGGACUAGAAAUCCGUGUGCAGGGGUUGGACGACUCCCAGGAGUUCUUCGAUAUGGAUCCAAAAGCUCUUGGACAGGCCCUCCUGUCUGAGGUUUUCCACAGAGGCAACCUCAUAGAGAGUGAUUACUUUGGCCUGGAGUUUCAGAAUAUGCAGAUGAACUGGGUUUGGCUGGAACCCACAAAACCCAUUGUUAAACAAGUCAGAAGACCACCAAAUACCCUGUUUAGAUUGUCAGUGAAAUUCUUUCCUCCAGACCCCGGUCAGCUGCAGGAGGAGUACACGAGGUACUUAUUCUCCCUGCAGAUGAAAAGAGAUCUGAUGGAGGGCAGGUUGAUCUGCACAGAAAAUACCGGAGCCCUGCUGGCCUCUCACCUUGUCCAGUCGGAGAUUGGCGACUAUGACGAUGUAGCAGACAGAGACUUCCUGAGGAUGAACAAGCUGUUGCCUUACCAAGAGAAGGUGGAAGAGAGAAUCAUGGAGCUCCACCGCAAGCACCUGGGCCAGACUCCAGCUGAAUCAGAUUUCCAGAUCCUUGAGAUUGCCCGUAAACUGGAGAUGUAUGGCGUCCGUUUCCACCCAGCAGCUGACCGUGAAGGCACCAAGAUCAAUCUGGCUGUUGCUCAUAUGGGCCUUCAGGUUUUUCAGGGCAACACAAAAAUAAAUACCUUCAAUUGGUCCAAGAUUCGCAAACUGAGCUUCAAAAGAAAACGGUUCCUGAUCAAGCUCCACCUAGAGGCUCAUGGGCCCCAUCAGGACACUCUGGAGUUUAUGAUGGCCAGUCGAGACCAAUGUAAGAUCUUUUGGAAGAUCUGUGUGGAAUAUCACUCAUUUUUCCGUUUGUUUGACCAACCCCAACCCAAAACCAAAGCUAUCCUCUUCACUAGAGGCUCUUCCUUCAGAUACAGUGGAAGGACCCAGAAGCAACUUGUGGAGUACGUCAGGGAAAACGGAGCAAAGAGAACGCCAUACCAGAGGAGGAACAGUAAAAUACGAAUGUCUGCUCGCUCCCUAGCAACAGAUGUGCCAAAACAGAGCUUGUCAUUCAAUGACAGUCUCAGAGCCCCAGGCUCCCCUUCUUCUGCUACAGUGUCCUUUCACCCAGCGCACAUCUCUAAUGUCCUACCACGAACAGAACUCCAACCUCAGCCCCAGUCUUUGCCCACACAGAGCCAUUCUCCAGCAUCUCCCCAGCAGCAUCAGUACCAGCACCAGCAGCAGCAGCAGCUUCAGUCCCCUCUGCAAGCUACCAGACCCACCGGCCCACCAGAGGAAGAAUCUGUCAAGGCUGCUUCCCCAUCCCACUACGCUUUUCAAGAUUCGGUUGUGGGCAGCCCUCAGCUCUCACCCUUCAGCUCCAAGGGUCCCCUCUGCCUGUCGCCCUCCUUCCAGAUGUCAACCCUCAGCCUGCCAGGCCAGGCCCCGUCGCCCCUGCAAAGCCCCAUCCUGAGUGAGGUGGGCAGCAAUGCCAGGCUAGAGGAGGAGGAGGAGGGCAGGAGGAAGCGAUAUCCUACUGACAAGGCCUACUUCAUUGCCAAAGAGAUUCUGACCACAGAGCGAACGUACCUAAAAGACCUUGAGGUCAUCACUGUGUGGUUCCGCAGCGCUGUGAUCAAAGAAAACGCCAUGCCCGAAGGCCUGAUGACCCUCCUCUUCUCCAACAUCGACCCCAUCUAUGAGUUCCACCGAGGCUUCCUCAAGGAGUUAGACCAGAGGCUGGCUCUCUGGGAGGGACGCUCUAAUGCUCACGUCAAAGGCGACUACCAGAGGAUUGGUGAUGUGAUGCUGAGGAACAUGUGCGCUCUCAAGGAGUUCACCAGCUACCUACAGAAGCACGAUGAGGUUUUGACGGAGUUGGAGAAAGCCACCAAGAGACUGAAGAAGCUGGAGACGGUCUACAAAGAGUUUGAGCUGCAGAAGGUCUGCUACCUGCCCCUCAAUACAUUCCUGCUCAAGCCCAUCCAGCGCCUCAUGCACUACAAACUCAUCCUGGAGAGACUGUGCAAGCAUUACUCCCCUGCACACCGGGAUCAUGACGACUGCAAGGAGGCUCUGAAGGAAGUGGCGGAGAUUGCCACUCAGCUGCAGAGUAGUCUGAUCCGGCUGGAGAAUUUCCAGAAGCUGACAGAGCUGCAGAGGGACUUGAUUGGUAUAGAGAACUUGACAGCACCAGGCAGGGAGUUCAUACGAGAAGGGUGUCUGUACAAGCUCACCAAGAAAGGGCUGCAGCAAAGAAUGUUUUUCCUGUUCUCAGACAUGCUCCUCUACACGAGUAAAGGCGUUACAGCAACCAACCAGUUCAAAGUGCAUGGCCAGCUGCCCCUUCAUGGCAUGAUAGUUGAGGAAAGUGAAAACGAGUGGUCAGUCCCCCACUGCUUCACCAUCUACUCUGCUCAGAGAACCAUUGUCGUGGCUGCCAGCUCUAAAGUGGAGAUGGGGAAGUGGAUUGAGGAUCUGAACCUGGCUAUUGACAUGGCCAAGAAGUCUCAAGAAAAAUCCAGCAUCUUCCUUGAUGCCGAGCUCAGCGAUCGUUCCAACCUCUUCGGCUCUCCGGCUGUCUCUCCAGAGCUCCCUCCUCGCUAUCUCCUUGGUCAAGGCCAAAGACCAAACACCAUCACACACGUUUGCUGGUACCGAAACCAGAACCUCUCUCUCACUGAUUACCUGCGCAUGAAUCAGAACCAGCUCUCAGGUUACCUCCUGAGGAAGUUCAAGAACAGCAACGGGUGGCAGAAACUCUGGGUUGUGUUCACCAACUUCUGCUUGUUCUUCUACAAGACUCACCAGGAUGACUUCCCUCUGGCCAGUCUCCCCCUGCUGGGCUACACAGUCAGCACCCCCGAGGAGUCUGACAGCAUUCACAAGGAGUACGUCUUCAAACUGCAGUUCAAGUCCCACGUUUACUUUUUCCGAGCAGAAAGCGAGUACACCUUCGAAAGAUGGAUGGAGGUGAUUAAGAGUGCAGCCAGCACUACGGGCCGGAUGAGCCUGCUCAUACCUAAAGGAGGUCCCAUGGAGAUAAACGGAAAAUGAAUCAUCGUGCGUCUGGAGGCUGGGCCUCUGGGACAUCAGAUAAACUCAAUUCAGUUUCCUCAGAAUCGGUGUCAAUUUACAGUGAGAUAAACAUUUGGACAUUAACAACUGGAGACUGACAGACACUGCCAGUUUGAAAGUGUUAACACUUCUCAGCUUACUUCUCUAAUGGUCUGUGCAUUUUUCUCGAUUAAUGAUGUAAAUGAUAACAUUUGCUCCAGUAUACAGGAUAUAAUGAAAGGGAGACAUGUACAUUAUGAUCAGUUUUGUUUUUUUUGUUUUUGUUUGUUUUUUGCAUGUGUAGCGUUCAAUUGGGCUGUUCAUAUAUGACUGAUACUAUGGGAUAUACUGUUUUAUGGGACCAAAUCCAACACAAAGGGCCUAGAUUCGGGCUUUCUGAAGGACUUGUCUCUUCAGCACAUGACACCUGAAGCUUUGUUGGGUACAGCACUGUGCUAUGGGAAGCGGAUGAUACACAGUAUGUGGAAAAUGAAGGAACAGGAUAGUAUGUGCUCUCACUUUGAGAGAGCCAGAGGUAGGUAGGUGUGUGUGUGCAUGCGUGCGUGUGUGAGAUGGAGGCGAGCAGAAAGUUCAUGAAAUGUUGAAACAAGUUUGACUAAGCCGUUUAAUUUUGGAAGAUACAUGGGAAGUUUUGAGGAAAUCAUGCUGCUGUUAGGACAAAGAAAACACACCUUUAGGCUACAGGCAUUUGACAAGGCGAACGUUUCGCAGGGUUUUAAGCAUCAACCUGUAUAAACUAUGGUAUAAGCAGUACUUAUCUCUAAAACUCAGGCCAGUCCAGUCUGGAGGCUUUAUUUGCCUGUUAAUGGAAGGAUGUAACAGAUGUUUAAAACGCUCAAAAGGGAGCUGUUCAGCUUAAUACUCCUGAUUAGUUGGGAAGCGGUAUUUCCAGUUUGGUGCUACUUUAAUAUCAGAUGUUAUAUUUUAUCCUGUUAUGAUUUUGCAUAGGGAUAACAACUCGAGGAAAUACUGUGCAGUGGUUACUUUAGUGUUUACUCUGUGGAAAAGCGAUUUUCCCUCUUGAAACAAACCGGAAGAACAUAUUUUGAAAUAAUUGUACUUGGUGGUUAGUCUUUCUGUGUGUCAGGCUGUUUGGACAAAUGGGAGCGGACCUAUGGGAGACACCAGUGACGUUCCCUGUCAGUUAUUCAUGCAACCACGGUAUUAUUUGGUAUAUAUUUUUUGUGAAGACUGGAACAUUUACUCUCUGUGUGUGCGCGUGUGCGUGCGUUAGUGUGUGUGUGUGUGUGUGUGGUUGUGUGUGGGCGCGCGCGCAGAGAAGCCAACUGUGUAGUCCUACGUUCACCUCUCCUGCCUCUGGAGCUGUAACAGACGGUGAUGAUAGAGGGCGUCUCCCAGCCAUCUGACAUUCUGUGUGUGUAAGAGACCCUGUUGCACAGUUAACAUUGAGUAUGUUACUUGUAUUUAUUGUUUAGCAUGUCAUCAGGGGCCACGCUCCUGAAGGCCCUCGUGUAGUCUUUCAUGUUAUUCCAUUGAAAACCUAACAAAUAAAAAAUCCUUUCAGUCAGA
Molecule: messenger RNA, 5245 nt
Organism: Xiphias gladius (swordfish)
Lineage: Eukaryota; Metazoa; Chordata; Actinopteri; Istiophoriformes; Xiphiidae
Gene: farp2
Product: FERM, RhoGEF and pleckstrin domain protein 2
Exons: 27
Coding region: 521-3694 (1057 amino acids)
Cellular component (GO): cytoskeleton
Molecular function (GO): cytoskeletal protein binding; guanyl-nucleotide exchange factor activity
Source: RefSeq, a predicted model, not a curated record